AUGGAAGAAGAAAAACAAGUUGAUACCACUACUGUGCAAUCCAGCACACCUCCAAUGUCUCCACAACAUUCUCAUUCAAUUACCCCAUCAGCAUCUCCAAAAGAGAAUAAAGUUUCAACACCACUUUCUCCUAAUAAAGAAGAUGGUAGUGUUGCAACACCAACGUCUAGAAAGAAAGAAGAAGAAACAAAACCAAAAAAAAGUCCAAAUGAUAGUGUUACUGUUAUAGAUAAAGAGAUUGAACAAAACAAAUGGGAUAAUUGGACAGUAGUAUGGGUUAAACAAAAAGGAUAUCCAUGGUGGCCAGCUAAAAUUAUAAUAAUGGAUAAAUUAAAUGAAAAAACAAAGGGACAACUAGAGAAAUUAAUAGAAUUUAAAAAAGAUAAAAAGUAUUUAGUUAAAUAUAUUACAAAUGGGUAUCAAUUUGGAUGGGUAAAUGAUAAUCAAAUUAAACCAUUUAAAGAAGAAUUUAUGAAUAUUAUUACUGAAAGAAUGUUAGGAAAAAAAGAUGUUAUUGAAUCCAUAAAUAAAGCGAUUGAAAUUACAAAUGAUAAAAUUUCAGAAAAUGAUAUAGAUAAAUUCCAUAAAGCUGUUAUAAAAAAAGAAAAACAAAUGGAAGAAGAAGAAAAGAAAAAAGAAAAAAUGAGAAAUUGUGAUAUUGGAUUUAUGGUUGUUAAUGAUCCAUUGAUUGAAAUUACUAAAAUUGAAGGAAUUGUUGAAAAAAGUAUUGAAAAUAAUAAUAGUUCUCUUCAAAAAUUAAAAAAUUGGAAAGAAAUGGAUCAUUCUCAAGUUAUUGAAGAAUUAAAUACAUUAAUGAAAGAACCAAUAAUGAUUCAUGAAAUAAUUAAUCCAAUAAAUAAAAUUGGAGAAUUAUUAAAUUCAAUUUGUCAAAGUACUAAUAUCGAAAUUUCAGUAUUGGCAGAAAGAGUUUUAGAAAGAAUCAAAAAAGAAUUAAAAUAUGCAAUUAUAUCAGGUGAAUAUCAACGCUGUAAAGAAAUUUUUAAUUAG
Entamoeba histolytica HM-1:IMSS is the source of this 1008-nucleotide messenger RNA. RefSeq lists its product as uncharacterized. The coding region runs from base 1 to 1008 and encodes 335 amino acids. NCBI's taxonomy places the organism in Eukaryota, Evosea, Mastigamoebida, Endamoebidae. The transcript has a single exon. The record is from RefSeq and is a predicted model, not a curated record.